CCGCCAUGCUCCGGGCCCGCCGCAGGGCACGGAGGAGGAGGAGGAGGAGGAGGAGGAGGGAGGGAAGGUCAGCGGCGCUUUCCGCUUCCUGCGGGGCGGAGCGGAGCGCGGCCCCCGCCCUGCCCGGGGCGGUUGCGCGGCUCGGAGCGGUCGCUCCCCGCUCUCCGCGUUUCGUCGCCGGGCAACGCUCCGGGCCGGCGGCUCCGCCAUGUCCGGCCUCAGCCCGGGGGUGCCGCGCCGCUUCCAGGAGCUCACCUUCUACCGCGGCUACGGGUGAGCGCUGGCCCGGGCCCGGCCCCGGCGCCCCGCUCCCCGCGCUAGCUGUGCUCUCCCCCCGCAGGCAGCCGCAGGCUCACCCCCGCUUCCGGACCGUCAACCAGAGCUACGGCAGCAGGGCCCCCACGGUGCACGAGCUGCCGAACUCCUUCCACUCCCUCUCGCACAAGUUUUCGGAUCACCUGGGCAAGAUUGGCAUGUGCAGGAACGAGAGCCUGAACACGUCCCUGGAGAAGAGCCACUGCACCGGCUCCGACACCUUCAUCACCGCCUACGAGCACCUGGAUUUCCACCCCAGCUACAACCCCAGCGGCCCCUCGCACUGCCGGGACCAGCCGCUGUAGCCAGGACACCGCUGCAGCUCUUGGCUGCCUUGGGAAAUACACCCACAGCCAGCCUUGCUACUAAACAGACCCGCUAGAUUACAGAGGGAAUGUUAUUUAGGAGUAAUAUGUUAAAGAUUUCAUGUGGUUAAGUGUCAGUUAGGUGGCUGAUGUGAAGCAUUUUACCUAAUUUAUCAGCAGCUUAUAAAUGCUAGAACUACAUAAAUUCCGUAUUUAUCCCGUUAUCCCCUUCUCUGUCACUAAUGAUCCUUUACACUCUUGCCUCGUGUACCAUGUAUCAUUAAAAAUUAAGAUGAAACUG
Messenger RNA from Poecile atricapillus (Black-capped chickadee), 921 nucleotides. Its product is annotated as piercer of microtubule wall 1 protein-like. Lineage: Eukaryota; Metazoa; Chordata; Aves; Passeriformes; Paridae. The transcript is spliced from 2 exons. Gene Ontology annotation, cellular component: axonemal microtubule. The record is from RefSeq and is a predicted model, not a curated record. The coding region runs from base 6 to 620 and encodes 204 amino acids. Gene Ontology annotation, biological process: axoneme assembly.